Molecule: messenger RNA, 393 nt
Organism: Thlaspi arvense
Lineage: Eukaryota; Viridiplantae; Streptophyta; Magnoliopsida; Brassicales; Brassicaceae
Source: the annotation of a GenBank genome assembly
AUGGCGAAUCUCACGCACAGGUUUCUCAGGAACCAAUCAUGUCUAAGGUCAAUAAUCCCGAGGCUCACUCCCAAUCUAUUCGCUCAUCAGAAGCCCUGCAUCAGCAACGUCGAACCUUUAUCUGUAGAACUCGAUCCAGUUCCUUUUACCAACCCGGUGAUUACCGUCUCCGAUAAAUCUCUGCACUUUUACCCGAGUCUCCCAAUCGGGUACUGUUUUAACCCGAGUGUGGUUCAUGAUCCGGGUCUAAUCGAUACGGCGUCGUUCGAGGACGCGGUGAUGGAGGAGAUGGAUGAGAAGGAGGCGGUGAUAUACGCAGACAGUGUGAAGAAGAAGAGGAAGAAGAAGAUGAACAAGCACAAGUACAGGAAACUCAGGAAGAGCAGAUCGUAG